UUAAUGUCUAAUUUGUAAUUAUAAACUGAAGAAAAUUGUGAUAUUAGUUUAUCCUAAAUCGAAAAUAUGCUAGACUAAAGUGAAAUUGAACCUUAGACUAAAUGUAAAAAUGUCGAAACAAAAUAUUGUAAAUAUUAAUAACUAUAUUAGGUGUUAAUACAACCGUGAUAAGCAUAAGUAACUAAAUUAAACUCUUAGGAGAUGAUUUUAGUGAAUUCAAUGUACCAAGUCAUUAUCUUCCUCCUAAUAUUCAAGUUGGAAAUGUAUUUACAAUAACUUUUCAAAGAAAUAGAUCAGAAGAAAAUAAAUUUAAAAAUUAGAUUGAAUAAAUCUCAAAGAGUGCAUUAAAUGAUAUAUGA
Paramecium sonneborni is the source of this 359-nucleotide messenger RNA. Lineage: Eukaryota; Ciliophora; Oligohymenophorea; Peniculida; Parameciidae. The record is from the annotation of a GenBank genome assembly.